Pteropus alecto (black flying fox) is the source of this 1725-nucleotide messenger RNA. RefSeq names its product Yip1 domain family member 1 (gene YIPF1). Gene Ontology annotation, biological process: vesicle-mediated transport. The record is from RefSeq and is a predicted model, not a curated record. The transcript is spliced from 11 exons. Bases 222 to 1169 code for a protein of 315 amino acids. Gene Ontology annotation, cellular component: Golgi apparatus; membrane. Gene Ontology annotation, molecular function: small GTPase binding. Lineage: Eukaryota; Metazoa; Chordata; Mammalia; Chiroptera; Pteropodidae.
CUCCGGCUUCCGGCAACUCGGAGGGACCAGAAUCUGUGCGGAGCAUCUGAGGCCCGAGCCAUCCUGGGACGGGCUGGACGCCGAGACCCCAGAGAUGAAGAAACUGAAGCCCCGAGGAACCCACAGUCACACAGCGAGAAGCAGCAGCAUUCAUUUCAGGAAUGAAGCCCAGACCUCUGCAAAUUUGAUUCCUUAUAAUUUGGAGAAGACCCACUGGCUGAAUGGCAGCUGUAGAUGACUUGCAGUUUGAAGAAUUUGGUGAUGUAGUCACUUCUCUAGCAGCAAACCCAGAUGCCACCACAAUAAGCAUCGACGAUCCUGGUGAAAUCCCCAAACAUCAGCCUGGCUCCUCAAGAGGCUCAGGGAGAGAAGAGGAUGAUGAGUUACUGGGAAAUGAUGACUCUGACAAAACCGAGUUACUUGCUGGACAGAAGAAAAGCUCCCCCUUCUGGACGUUUGAAUACUAUCAAACAUUCUUUGAUGUAGACACUUACCAGGUCUUUGACAGAAUAAAAGGUUCUCUUUUGCCAAUACCAGGAAAAAACUUUGUGAGGUUAUAUAUCCGCAGCAAUCCAGAUCUCUACGGCCCCUUUUGGAUAUGCGCCACAUUGGUCUUUGCCAUAGCAAUUAGUGGGAAUCUUUCCAACUUCUUAAUCCAUCUGGGAGAGAAGACAUACCAUUAUGUACCCGAAUUCCGAAAAGUGUCCAUAGCAGCCACAGUCAUCUAUGCCUAUGCCUGGUUGGUUCCUCUUGCACUCUGGGGUUUCCUCCUGUGGAGAAACAGCAAAGUUAUGAACAUCGUUUCCUACUCGUUUUUGGAGAUUGUGUGUGUCUAUGGAUAUUCACUCUUCAUUUAUAUCCCCACAGCAAUACUGUGGAUUAUCCCCCAGAAAGCCGUUCGUUGGAUUCUAGUCAUGAUGGCCCUGGGCAUCUCAGGCUCGGUCUUGGCAAUGACAUUUUGGCCAGCUGUUCGUGAGGAUAAUCGGCGCAUUGCACUGGCCACAAUUGUGACAAUUGUGUUGCUUCAUAUGCUGCUUUCUGUGGGCUGCUUGGUAUGGUCUCAUUCCUGUGUUAUUCUGGCAUACUUUUUUGAUGCACCAGAGAUGGACCAUCUACCAAUAACUACAGUUGUUCCAAACCAAACAGUCGCAGUAGCCACGUCCAGCUAAAGAGGAAAUCCUCUUUUAUGUCUUUUGGAAUGUGAUUCUUUUGGACACCAAAGCCAGCAGGAAAACCGAUGGAAUGGCACCAGCCCCUAACAUCUGGAUGGUGCCACACUGAAGCCUCAUCACCUAUUUAACAAACAAAAAUUAAAUUAGGAGUCAAAAUUGUCCCCCACAUGUGUCUUUCAGCUCUUUUUUCUCUCCUGUCGAUGAUCGUUGUGACUAUGCGCUGAUAUGGAAUGAAACACUAGAGAAUGGGUUAGGCGGGCUCACCUCCAUUCCUAUUUGUCUCUCAUGGUCAUGUGAUGUGCUUCAUAUUAGGUGUGCCCUGAAUACCUGAAAUGGACCUAUCCUAACUUCUGAUGUCUUUUCUCUGAAUUGUGUACAGAUUUCCGAGGUGAUCCUCUUCUCUCCAAAUGCUUGCCAUCCUAGAGUGGCCAAACAGUGUGACCUUUGGUUGGGAUUCACUGGGAGCCUGAAAAUUGGUUUUUGGUGACCUGAUACUAGGCAAUUGAACCCAAUGGUUGCAAAAUAAAUACCUCAUGUGACGUCUGUGUCUGCA